This is a messenger RNA of Lolium perenne, 1363 nucleotides long. Lineage: Eukaryota; Viridiplantae; Streptophyta; Magnoliopsida; Poales; Poaceae. The record is from RefSeq and is a predicted model, not a curated record.
ACCAACCCAACCCGACCGGUUCUUCGCCAAACCUCCCCCAGCGAUUCUUCCGCCGCCAUGGCCCUCCGAGCUUCCGCGCCGCGCGGCGCCCACCGGCGACGCUCACCGGUGACGCCCGGGGUUCUCCAGCCGCAGCCGCCCUUGGUGCUACUGCAACCACCGCCCCAAAGUUUUCUUCCGGCUGGUACAGCCAUGGCUGCCCCAAGGUUAUCUGACCGCCGCGCUUCCCCGGGGUCAUCGCGCCCCUUCGCUGGAAGAUCUGGCACAGCCCAAGUCGACCGCCCCUGCCUCGUCCAUCCUGAGGUCGAUCUCCCAACCACAAGCCCUUCCUGCCUCACGUCGCGCGGGCUCGCGCGCGGUUCUGCUCCCUGCGGCGAUGCCCCGCGCCCCUUUCCUCCCUGCGGCAGUGCCUAGGCGCGGGCGACCACGUCCAUGCGUCCGCGGGCUCGCGGUUCUGCUCCCUGCGGCGAUGCCCCGCGCCCCUUUCCUCCCUGCGGCAGUGCCUAGGCGCGGGCGACCACGUCCAUGCGUCCGCGAGCUGAGCUGUUUCUUUUGCUGCACAGAUCGAUUGUGUUCGGCAGUCAUCGGCAGCACAGGCGUACUGACAAAAGAAGUACAGCUCACGCCGUCGGAAAUCACAAGUCGUCUCAUCGCCAACUGCUGCCGCGGGAGUCCUGGACGGGGAAGUACGAGACGCGAAGACGGGCAGUACGAUGCCAUGCGUUUUCGUGGCGCCUGUUGGUGUUGCCAGUUCCUAGCGCCUGUUUCGUCCGUGAGCAAUGAUCUGAGAUUGAAGUUCAGUUUCCGGGCUUCCCCCGAUGCACAGCUCGUCCCACAGCCGGCCUGGACUUCCUCUGGCGCAGACCCUAUACUUCCUAAACUCCUGCCGCCGGCCAGUGCCCGCAUGCUGCAGGUUGCUGCUGGUCUCCUCGCUAGGCCAUCGAGCUGGAGGACAACAUGUCCACCGCGCAAUGUCCAUGUCCACCGUGCACUGAAUUUCUAGCCAGAUUUUCUCUGAAGUUUCUGGCGACAGGCAACACAUGCAGUCCAGCCAGCUUCUCUGAAGUUUCUGGCGACAGGCAACACAUGCAGUCCAGCCAGCUUCUCUGAAAUUUCAUUCUUUCAUAUACUGGCAGUACACGUCAGUUAUUAGUAUGUGCCUGGAAGCUACGCCUAUGUGAAAAUUACUUGCAACAGGUAACUAGCUCUAUUUCUUGCUCUUACUCACUUUGUUGUGCAAUGGGGUCAGGGAAUAUGAUUGCAAUUGGGGUUCUGACAUAUAGUGAAAGUUUGUCACGGCGUUUUUGCAUAUUUUGCUUAGCUUAAUGUAUGUAGUCUUCAAAAAAAUCCUUAUAUAUUGUGU